Erpetoichthys calabaricus (reedfish) is the source of this 2461-nucleotide messenger RNA. It is a transcript of the gene pcyox1, whose product is annotated as prenylcysteine oxidase 1. Gene Ontology annotation, biological process: prenylated protein catabolic process; prenylcysteine catabolic process. Gene Ontology annotation, molecular function: prenylcysteine oxidase activity. NCBI's taxonomy places the organism in Eukaryota, Metazoa, Chordata, Cladistia, Polypteriformes, Polypteridae. The record is from RefSeq and is a predicted model, not a curated record. The coding region runs from base 157 to 1707 and encodes 516 amino acids. The transcript is spliced from 6 exons.
AUGAAGCCGUCGGAGGAAGCCGGUUUAACCGCUCGAUUGAAUUCCAAAGGGCACCAGCGAAGUGCUGACGCGUAGGGAACGACGACUGGAAUCGCUGGGGUGCUUAAUAUCAGAACAGCGCUGAGAUUUAAAACCAAACUGUCAUCCCUACGAAGCAUGAUGAUCCUCUGGAAAUUCACAACAGGAGCAAGGCGACAUGCUGCUCCCUGGCUGCUUGUCCUCAGUCUGUAUCUGGCCAACAGGAGGGGACUGGCGUCAGCCCCGGAGCUCCGACAGCCACCCGGGAGGAUAGCCAUUGUAGGAGCUGGGAUCGGUGGUGCUGCGACAGCCGCCUUCUUACGGAAAGAAUUUGGUCCCCAAGUACAGAUUGAUGUAUUUGAAGGUGGCAAGGUUGGCGGGCGCUUGGAUACAGCUCAUUUUGGUGGAAAAGAUUUUGAAACGGGAGGAUCAGUCAUUCAUCCUCUGAACCUUCACAUGAAACAAUUUAUAGAUGAUCUUGGCUUGGCACAGCGUCGCACUGUACCUUCCCGUAUAGGCAUUUUCAAUGGUAAAGAACUAGUUUUCCAGGAAAGCGACUGGUUCAUUAUCAACUUCAUCAAGAUACUUUGGCGUUAUGGUCUUAAUUUUCUCCGUAUGCAAAUGUGGGUGGAAGCAAUUCUGGAUAAAUUUAUGAGGAUUUACCAGUAUCAGCAGUACGGCUACUCUUUCUCUAGUGUGGAGAGACUAUUUCACUCAAUGGCGAGAGAUGAGUUUCUCAACAUGUUUAAUGAAACUUUGGACCAAGCGAUGCAGAAAGUUGGAUUCUCACAGCAGUUUAUGAAUGAAAUUGUCACACCUAUUAUGAGGGUGAACUAUGGGCAGAGCAUCAAGAUGAACGCAUUUGUAGGUGCCGUUUCCUUGGCAGGUACAGACUCAGGAUUGUGGGCUGUUGAAGGAGGUAACAAGUUAGUCUGCUCAGGACUGCUGUAUCACAGCAAGGCAGCGCUCAUUCCUGCCAAUGUUACUGCCAUUGCCCUCAAGACCAGGCCCGUUAGAGCAGGUGGUACCGUCUCCUUGUAUGAAGUCAGUUAUUCUAGCGAAGCGGGGGCAAGCCACAAUCUCUAUGACCUCGUUUUUAUAGCUGCCCCGCUACACCAGGGCAAGUCUAAUAUCAACUUCUUAAAUUUCAAUCCUCCAGUUCCUAUGUGGUUCCCAGGCCGCUACCACCUGACCGUGUCAACACUUGUCCACGGCCUUCUUAAUGUAUCCUAUUUUGGAGUUUCAGAACCUGCAUCUGCAUUUACCGUUUCAGAGAUAGUAUCCAUGGAACAUGAGGAAUUAGUGGUGACUAGUGUUAGCUCUCUCGAUCCAGUGACUGUAUCCUCGGAAUACAAGCGUCCUCCUGCCAGUGAGGCCAAUGUGUGGAAGGUGUUUUCUCCUGCUCCCCUUACUCAGGAUCAACUGCAAAAAAUAUUUUUGUCAUGGGACAGCAUUUCAGAGACACGCUGGCUGGCUUAUCCAUAUUAUAGCCCUCCUCAUCGCUUUCCACCAAUAGUGCUGCAUGACAGACUCUACUACUUAAAUGGCAUAGAGUGGGCAGCCAGUGCCAUGGAGAUGAGUGCUAUUGCAGCUCGUAACCUGGCUUUACUGGCACAUCACCACUGGUAUGGACUGACUGACAAGAUAGACCAGGAAGACUUAAACUCUCGCAUCAGAGGUGAGCUGUAACAGAGCAAAAGAUUGGCAGAGCUAAAUACUGGACCAGGGUGCCUUCACUGUCCUCAGUUGAUUAUUUCAUUCACUCAGGAACUUUUCAAACGGACAAAUGUCAACAACUGAAGGAAAAAGUGUUGGAUUUCUAGCUAACUAUUUAGUUACGCUUCCACCAGAAGAUUUCAAAGCAUCACUUGUGACUUCUCUGCAGGUGUUUGGACUACACUGCACUAUUGUGUUACUGACUACUUCAGGUUUUACAUUCACAUUCACAAAGAUAAGCCUUUACUUGAAUGAGCAUUUCCUGACAUCUUGCCCACAUUCAGCUCUGUAAUCUUUAGAAGACAAAAUGGACAAGGAACUAUUUACUUUAUAAUUGUUGUAGUUUGGGUUGGGGACUUCCUAAUUAUUUUUUGCUUUAACCACUGAGGUUUAACUCAAGGAACAGAUGAAUGAACAACAUCUUCUGUUUAAAUUGUAUUGGUGUAGUCUGGGGUUUGGUGUAUUUGGGUGAACUGAGGGUUAAAUGUGUUUUACAGUCGAAUCACUACAAGAAAUGUGGCCCUUUAAAUCUGCUUCAUUGUGGUUUUCAUAUUGCUUAAUGCUGUAAUUCAAAGUUUGUUUUUUUUUUUUGACGCUCAGGGACAUUUGGGCACAACAUGACAUUUAUGUACACUAUAAUGCACACUUUAAUUAGUGAAUCUAACAGAAUUAAAGCCCUGAAUGUGGCACGUGCAGAACUUGGAUGCCCUGUCACUCAGUACUCUGA